Seminavis robusta is the source of this 1158-nucleotide messenger RNA. Lineage: Eukaryota; Bacillariophyta; Bacillariophyceae; Naviculales; Naviculaceae. The record is from the annotation of a GenBank genome assembly.
AUGCUCGAUUACCGCUACGAUCCAGAGUUACUCGAUGAGCUGCCAUCAAUGUUGCUCGAGUCCAUGUUGAAGGAGAACGUCGACACGUUGUGGGUCCAGAAUGUGGUCGAUUCGUUCCCCAUGGGUACUUUCUGGAACCUCACUUCUGACGCCGAGGCUAUUAGUCCCUUGCAUGUGUGUUUGGACAAACGGUACUGCUCAUCUCUGGCAGAUCGCAUGAUAAAUGGCUUGCCGAACACAACAACAACAGCAACAACAACAAUCAACUUUACUCUGCCAAGAGAAAUGGAUACUCUACGCAUCAGUAGCAUCCAUGCCAGCUCCUUGGCCAAACUCUUGACAAAAGUCAAUCGUGUCACAAGCAAUCGCCGGCUUUGGAGCCGAAAGGAGUUGAUGGAGUUGAUUUCUGCAUUCUUUCAAGAAAAAUGCAGUGUCACAAGGCUGGACCUUGUGAUCCCUGCAAUGGUUUCAAAUCUCCCAGAGUUGAGUGAUGAUCCAAGGGCGUUGCAGAGACUAAAAUCAUGCCCCAUCACUGAGGUCAACUUGAAUUUCAUCUCAGAUUUUUCUGACAUAACCAGUCUUUCCUUUGAUUUCUUGACUGUGGUGUCACGCAUGGAUAAUCUCAAGAAAUUGACUCUGCGUACGCUCUCCGUUCACCUAGAUGGUGGGUGUAAGGGGACCCAGGAGUGGUGGUUCUCCAUCAUUGAUGCUGCUGGAAGUAGCCGAACCCUUACAGAAUUUCUGCUUGCGGGGGUCAACGAACAAUCAGGGGCGUGUCUGGAACGACUCCUACCAUUGCUGGCAAAUAACACCACUGUUGAGGAAGUGAUCAUAUCUGACAACAACUGUGAGGGUGGAACUGAAGAUACACGGGAAAUGCAACACAAGGUCAAUUACUACACCACAUUGAACCAAUACGGCCGUGGUUUGGCACGAGAUCCGGAGGGUUCUGUUUUGAAAUUUGCAGAGAAGCUGUUUGCUUUGCAUGAUGCCCAGCAAAGCAUUGGCUCUUGGACCACUUCAUUGUUGUAUGAUUUGCUUCGAGAUGCUCCUGACAAGUGGAGUGAUCAUAUAGCAAGACCUGUAGGCUCGAGAAGUCGCAAGCGCAGAGCACACGGAGAUUUGAGGAAUGGAUUGGUUUACUAUGGCACAGCGUGA